CACCACUCCAAGCCUUACCAACCCUUUGUCCUCGCUUCCCCAGCUGUAGGAGUGAUUUGGAGUGCUUAAUCCGCAGUGAUGGCUGCAUACGAAGAUUUGAGAAGCGAAGGGAAGCCGGCAGCGGGCUCAAAAACAGCGCUCCCUGCCGAGCUGCGGUACCUCCAAUAUCGGCACUCCCUCGAAUCGCAGUACUUGCCAGCAAUACGCGCCCUCAUCUCGAAAGAUUUAAGCGAGCCGUAUAGUAUCUAUGUCUACCGAUACUUUCUCUGCCAGUGGGGUCACCUCUGCUUCAUGGCUAUCCACCCUACCGACUCUUCUCUCGUCGGUGUAGUAAUAUGCAAGCUCGAGAUGCACUCGUCCCACUCACCCCCUACACUGCGUGGGUACAUCGCCAUGCUGGCUGUUGCUGCCGAAUACCGGGGUCAAGGUAUAGCAACAGCGCUCGUCAAGAUGGCCAUCGACGCUAUGACCAAGGGUAAUGCGGACGAGAUUGUGCUCGAGACGGAAGAGACAAACAUUCCCGCCAUGAGGUUGUACGAAAGGCUGGGCUUUUUGAGGUCCAAAAAGCUGCACAGGUAUUACCUCAACGGGAACAGUGCCUACCGCUUGGUACUGCUUCUCAAGGAAUCUGCUACGGAUUUUGCUCUGGACUGAGGGAUAGUGGGGCUGGCGUCUCCCUACGAUACCUGGGGAGACAGUAGCCCACCGCAGACGGUCACCGUCGCGACGCUUACACCCGGCAGCUUGAAAGUGUCUCGACCACGGCUCAAGGGCGAUGACAACUCCGGGGU
Molecule: messenger RNA, 791 nt
Organism: Thermothelomyces thermophilus ATCC 42464
Lineage: Eukaryota; Fungi; Ascomycota; Sordariomycetes; Sordariales; Chaetomiaceae
Exons: 2
Coding region: 79-654 (191 amino acids)
Biological process (GO): N-terminal peptidyl-methionine acetylation
Cellular component (GO): NatC complex
Molecular function (GO): protein-N-terminal amino-acid acetyltransferase activity
Source: RefSeq, a predicted model, not a curated record